AUGUUACCAUUCCAAAGGAAGAGAUCUGCAUCACAGGCAACCGAAAUAGAUUUAGCCGAAAAAUCUAGAAUCCGUCUUAAUGCUGCAUUUGAGCUCAUGGGUAAUGAAAUAACGAGGAGUAGAUUACAAACAUAUUUUGGGCAAUUUGGUGAUGUUGUGACUUUCGACACUACUUACAAGUUAAAUAGUGCACAUAGACCAUUUGCGUCUUUUGUUAGAUUUAACCAUCAUAGGGAAACUGUGAUAUUUGGUGCAACUUUGAUGUAUGAUGAGACCGCCGAUUCUUUUGUAUGGCUUUUUAGAAGAUUAUUGGAGGCAAUGUCAAGUAAGGCUCCAAAAACAAUUUUUACGGAUCAGGAUGCUGCAAUGGCUAAGGCCAUACCUAUUAUCAUGCCUAACACAACCCACCGCCUUUGCACUUGGCAUUUGAUGCAAAAUGCAUUAAGGCAUGCAAAUUCUAUCUUCAAGGAUAAGGCGGUGAAGGAUAAGGGAAUGAAGAGUGUUUUAUCCACGUUUAUGUACGACAUUGAGGAUGAGGAAGAGUUUACAUUAAAAUGGGAGGAAAUGCUUGACAAGUAUGAAGUAAGAGAUAAUCAUUGGUUGAAGUUAACAUUUGAGGUCAAGGAAAAAUGGGGUUGGCCAUGUGUUAUAAAUGCAUGGGGUGCGGGCAUGAGUAGCACCCAACUUAGUGAAUCCUUUAAUGCUUUCUUGAAGGAUUUCAUUCAGUCUGAUCAUAACUUAAUGCAAUUUUUCAUGCAUUUUGAUCGAGUUCUUUCUGAGAAGAGGUACAAAGAGUUACAAGCCGAAUAUGCUCUAUGCCAAAAGUUGCCAAGGGAUGAGUAUGUCAAGUCCCUUGAAGUAAACAUUGAAGAAAUUGAAAAUGAUGGUGAGAGUACCGUUUAUAUGGUUCUUGAUAGUGAUGGUAUAAAGAUCCUUAGAGAAAGACUCAAAUUCAAAGAGAUUCCUUCACAAUAUAUUCUGAAGAGAUGGACUAAAAAAGCAAGAUUUGAAAAUGUGAAAGAUAGGUGUGGGCAUGAUAUUCAGGUUGAUGUAAGAUUGCAUCAAACUUCACGCUAUAGGUCAUUGAUGGCAAUAUUCAGAGCAGUAGCGUGUAGAGCUUCUAAAAGUGAGGAAACAUAUAAUUUGACGGUAGAGAAAGCGGAUGAAUUAAUUGCAAACAUUGAAACCAUGUGA
Messenger RNA from Camellia sinensis, 1194 nucleotides. NCBI's taxonomy places the organism in Eukaryota, Viridiplantae, Streptophyta, Magnoliopsida, Ericales, Theaceae. The record is from RefSeq and is a predicted model, not a curated record.